Molecule: messenger RNA, 1808 nt
Organism: Humulus lupulus (European hop)
Lineage: Eukaryota; Viridiplantae; Streptophyta; Magnoliopsida; Rosales; Cannabaceae
Product: 17.8 kDa class I heat shock protein-like
Exons: 2
Coding region: 106-675 (189 amino acids)
Source: RefSeq, a predicted model, not a curated record
GUCAUACAAGAACAAGAGUAGUUCCCAUACAAUAUUUGAUCAUACACAAAAACAUAAUUAAAUAGUGGUAAAGGGAAUAAGGAAAGGAGGUGAAGACGAAGACCAAUGGAAACUACAGCCACCAUAGCAGACACGUACGUGGACUUCGAGCCUUAUUGCGCUUGGCUAAGAGACGAACAAAGCCACACUAUUGCCAUCCAUCUCCAUGGUUUCAAAAGGGAGCAACUGAGGGUUCAGAUAAACAAUCAAAGAAUAGUAACAAUAAAUGGGCAACGCCUUGUGGAUGAAGGCAACAAAGUCUGGAGCCGAUUCAGCAAACAACUCAAGCUCCCUGAAGAUUGCAGUGACUACGGCAUUCGAGCUAGGUUCUCUGCCGGAGUUCUCACCAUUACUAUGCCUAAGCAACUACCCUCAGCCUCAGCUUCCCCCAUCAAUACGUUAGAUGAUCAUCACCAACGACGUCGUUUUGAUGAUACUACUGAUCAGCAAGAAAAGAGUAGCAGUAAAGAACCCAAAUCAUCAUCACCAUCAUCCUGCUCACAAAAUAAUUAUAAUAAGAAUUCAUCUGUACUCCUACUUGCUGCCACAGUUGCUGCAAUUGUGCUUGUUCUUGCCGUUUCUGGAGCUUCUUAUGUUUUUAAACACACAUCAUCAUCGUCAACCCCUACAAAUUAGAGUAGAUCAUUACUCAUAUUGGCUAUAUAUUUUGUGAUUAAAUUUGUUUUAUUAUUUAUUAUUGUGCAAAAUUACCGUUUUAUCAUUUAUUAAAGAGUGUGACACAUUAUUAAUUGUUGUUUUCUCUCUACGUACGUCCAUUUCUAGUUAACUAAUUCUUUUAAAAAAAUAUAUUUUAAAAUUUUCAUAAAUAUCAAAACCUGACAAAAAUACACCCAGUUAACCCGAUAUCCAUAAUUAAAUUUUAUUUCGUAUAAAUUUGACUGUUUCGGGAAUCAUAUGUUAUAAUCAAAUUUUUUUAAAACAUCAUAUAUGUUUUAAGCGAAUUACUAAACAACUUGCGGGGAUAGCUCAGUUGGGAGAGCGUCAGACUGAAGAUCUGAAGGUCACGUGUUCGAUCCACGUUCACCGCAAGCUUUUUUCAUUUUUAUUUUUAAAUUUGAAAUUAUUAUUUCUUUUUUUUUUCUUACCCAUUUUGUAGCGUUUGAGUUAACCAAAAGGUAUUAGAGUAGAGAAGAAAAUAUCCAGUAGGCAGUUGUGAAUAUCAUCGAUAAAAAGCUUGGAAAGAGAAAAAUGGCGUCGAUUGGGGGCAAGGGAUUGAUAUCGAGAGCGAGUAGAAUGAGAUCAAAGCUCCAAUCUGCCUUGGAAGCAAGCCUUCUUGAGAUCGAAGACGUUUCCUACCAACACGCUGGCCAUGCCGCCGUCAAAGCCAACCCUAACGCCGCCGCCGGCGAGACCCAUUUCAAUCUCAGGAUUGUGUCCCCAAAAUUCGAAGGGCAGAGCCUUGUCAAGCGACAUCGCUUGGUCUACGAUGCCCUUGCUGACGAGCUUAACUCUGGUCUUCACGCCCUCUCCAUUGUUGCCAAGACACCAACGGAGAUCGAACGCGCCUCCAAAUAGCUAGCUUCUCUCUCUCUCCGAUCAAUAGCAAUAGCAAAGUAUUCCUACUAUCUCUCUCUCCAUAAAUAUAUGUGUGAAGAAUUUGAUUUCUAUUGUUCGGAUUUUGAUGCAAAGGUAAUUUUGUAAUGAUAGUCCUUUCUGCUAUGUUCUUUGAUAAUUGGUUGAUUCAUGAGACUGUCGCGGUUUUGAUUGAUGCUCUUAACUAAAUGAAGAAUGAGACUCAGUUGCUAUGA